Molecule: messenger RNA, 1307 nt
Organism: Oppia nitens
Lineage: Eukaryota; Metazoa; Arthropoda; Arachnida; Sarcoptiformes; Oppiidae
Product: ubiquitin domain-containing protein 1-like
Exons: 6
Coding region: 233-940 (235 amino acids)
Molecular function (GO): protein binding
Source: RefSeq, a predicted model, not a curated record
GAGUUUUAUUGUCAGCUGUUUUGUUGAAAGGCUUUCAUAGAAAUCUCAUAACAAUUGACUCCAAUAAACAACUAUUACAUUGAAAACACUAAUUCAUUGAUUAUUAUAAUUAUUAUAAUUAGUUAUAUAUUAAUAGUAUUUGUUUGCGUGAAAUGUGACUAACAAUUGGUCACCAAAUUUGCAUCAAUUGAUUGAUCACUUGUUAUGUAAUUUUCUUGUUUUUUAUCAACCAAUGGGUGGAUGUCUUGGAUCGCGAAGAAGUCGUCCAUCGAGUGGUGAUUCACUUAACAGUAAUAUUCAUCCAAAUGUGUCUAUCGGGAAGAAUCAGCCGAUGAAACAUCAGGUCCUCAAAUGGAAGAGUGAUGUUCCCCUAACCGAUGGUCAACUCAGAUCUAAAAGAGAUGAGUUCUGGGAUACGGCACCAGCUUUCGAGGGACGAAAAGAAAUAUGGGACGCAUUGAAGGCAGCGGCCAUUGCAGCCGAAAGUAAUGACUUCACAUUAGCUCAGGCUAUCAUCGAUGGCGCAAAUAUCUCUUUACCCAAUGGUACAUUACUUGAUUGUUAUGAUGAAUUGGGUAACCGAUAUCAACUGCCCAUCUAUUGUGUCAGUGCGCCCAUCAAUUUGAUUGAUGAGAGCAGUGACUCUGAAUCUCCAUCUCCUGAGAGUGAGCCCAUCAAUGCCAUCGGCGGCGAAGAGAUAUUUGUUAAGUUCCGAAUCAACCCGUCUUGUAAUGACGUCAAGAUGGCUGUACUCUCAAAAGAAACCAUUAUAAGUGCAAAGAAAAAGUUGGCUCUUCUUGAAAAUGUUGAGCCCUAUCGACAAAGGUGGUAUUUUGGUGGACGACUAUUAAGUGAUAAACAGAGGAUAGAAGACAUUAAUCUUCAAUCAGGAUUUGUAGUCCAAGUUAUAGUCUCUUCACCACAAACUACAGAUCACUGAGAGUUUCGACUUUAGUCAAAGCAAAAUGUGUUAAUUUUAUGUAUAAACUUUUAAUUAUUAUUAGAGCGCUCUUUUCAAUUGAAUUCAAACUGUGAUAUAAGCGACAAAAUAUUUUUAAUUUUAUUAAUUGAUUGAAAACAUUCAAAAGUAAUGGCAAUUAUUUUACUUAAAGCACUAAUGUGACUGAAACUUGAAAGCAAUGGCUAAAAGUCAAUAAUUAUUUUUGCCAUAAAUUGUAUACUGUAUUGACACACAUUAUCUUACAAACUGAAACUCAGUAGAUAGGAAAAGAUGCAAAACAAAUAUCUAUAAAUAUAAUUGAUCCCAAUUUUAUAAUUGUCACAAAUUGUUUAAAUUGACAUAAUGU